Messenger RNA from Vespula pensylvanica (western yellowjacket), 906 nucleotides. It is a transcript of the gene Nubp2, whose product is annotated as cytosolic Fe-S cluster assembly factor NUBP2 homolog. NCBI's taxonomy places the organism in Eukaryota, Metazoa, Arthropoda, Insecta, Hymenoptera, Vespidae. Gene Ontology annotation, molecular function: ATP binding; 4 iron, 4 sulfur cluster binding; ATP-dependent FeS chaperone activity. The transcript is spliced from 5 exons. The coding region runs from base 65 to 847 and encodes 260 amino acids. Gene Ontology annotation, biological process: iron-sulfur cluster assembly. The record is from RefSeq and is a predicted model, not a curated record. Gene Ontology annotation, cellular component: cytosol.
GAGAGAACUAAAUAUUGCGUAAGCUACGUACGGUCAUUAUUUGUUUAUAUUUCUAUGUUGCGAGAUGUUAGAAGGAGUAAAACACGUGCUGCUAGUUCUUUCUGGAAAGGGAGGCGUAGGUAAAUCUACUAUUAGUACACAACUGGCCCUUGCACUUAAAGAGUCUGGAUUUAAAGUUGGCUUGUUGGAUGUAGAUCUUUGUGGUCCUAGUGUACCAUAUUUAUUAAACUUAGAGGGUAAAGAUGUACACCAAUCAUCUGAUGGCUGGGUACCAGUAUUUGCUGACACAGAGCAGAGAUUAUCUGUUAUGUCAAUUGGUUUUUUAUUAAAAAAUCAAAAUGACAGUGUGAUCUGGCGUGGUCCUAAAAAAACAGCUAUGAUUAAGCAAUUUUUAACAGAUGUAGUAUGGCAAAAUAUAGAUUAUUUAAUUAUUGAUACACCACCUGGUACUUCAGAUGAACAUAUCACAGUGAUGGAAAACUUAAAAAAUGUUAAAUGUGAUGGUGCAAUUUUAAUUACAACUCCACAAGCAGUUGCAGUUGAUGAUGUUUUGAGAGAAGUUACAUUUUGUAGAAAAACUGGGAUUCCUAUAAUUGGUAUUGUGGAAAAUAUGAGUGGUUUUGUUUGUCCAUCUUGUGAAGAAUGUACAAAUAUAUUUUCAUCAGGUGGAGGAACAGUCCUUUCAGAAAUGGUAAAGGUGCCAUUUUUAGUUAAGAUACCUAUAGAUCCUCAAGUUGGUAGAUUAGCAGAUAAAGCUCAAAGUGUCUUAAUUACUCUUCCCAAUAGUCAAGUUGCACAAGUAUUUCGAAAAUUAGUUGAAGAACUUACUAAAAGUAAGGAAGCUUGAAACUAUAAAAUUGUAAGAUAUAAAAUAAAUAAAAAUCCUAUAUAUUUUAUAAUACAAAA